AUGGCCACUAAGAGCAGCGAGAAGGAGUCCCAAAAUAUAGCCCAAGGAGAACACAGCAAAGCCCGAAAAAGUGAGAAAGGAGACAAGAAGGAGACUGAUAAACAAGACAGCAAGAAAUCCAAGACUGAUGGCAGAAAGAAGGAUACUGAGAAACCAGACUGGAAAAAGGAACAGCACAAACCCGUGUCAAGCCGCACCCCAGUGAGGCUGCCACAGCCCUUAGCACGACGAGCCCCCGACACAGCACCGACUCCGCUCUGUGCAGCCAGCAGCAAAGCACCGGCAAUGAUAGCGAAGAAGGCCCAGCCACUUACACCGCCACCAGCCAAGCCCAUCGAGUCGAAAGCGAUGCCAAUCCAGCCGAAAGGAAGUGGACCAAGGGUGCCUGAAACACCAUCAGCAGCUUUACUCCCCAAAGCACCAACUCCAGGGUCACAGCGCCCGCCAGAGCCAGAGCACCCACCACGCCAUACCCCACCCCACAGCAGGCAGGAGAACCCACGCCAGCAAGACUGCCCACAUCCUCCAGGCCCACCCCAAGCCAAAGAAAGGGAGACGGCGCAGCAUGCGUUUCAACCCCCAGCGCAGCAGCAGAGGCAGCAAGCGAGGGUUGAGCAGCAGGGACAGCAGAACCUGGACCUGGAGCAGCAGAGGCAGCAAGCCAUGAUGAUGGAACAAGCAAAGCAGCAACAAGCGGCGAGGGUUGAGCAGCAGCGAAAGCAGGAGCUGGAGCAGCAGAGGCAGCAAGCCAUGAUGAUGGAACAAGCGAGGCAGCAACAAGCGAAGGUUGAGCAGCAGCGACAGGAGCUGGAGCAGCAGAGACAGCAAGCCAUGAUGAUGGAACAAGCGAGGCAGCAACAAGCGAAGGUUGAGCAGCAGCGACAGGAGCUUGAGCAGCAAAGGCAGCAAGUCGUGAUGAUGGAACAAGCGAGGCAGCAACAAGCGAAGGUUGAGCAGCAGCGACAGGAGCUUGAGCAGCAAAGGCAGCAAGCCAUGAUGAUGGAACAAGCGAGGCAGCAACAAGCGAAGGUUGAGCAGGAGCUUGAGCAGCAAAGGCAGCAAGCCAUGAUGACGGAACAAGCGAGGCAGCAACACAUCAUGCAGCAACAAAUGAUGCAGCAGCACCAGUUCCAGCAGAAUUGGCUACAAUGCCAAGCAGCAUUAGCAGCCCAGCAACUCAUGCAAGCAUGGCAGCAGCCCCAGCAAGCCGAAGGACCAGCAGAAGACAAAGCUGAGAAGGAGACAGACAGCAACAAUAAGGCCACACAGAAGCGAGAGAUGAACACGUGUCAGGAGGAGGAGAAACCUGGAAGUAAGCCUGGGCCGUCGAGGCCAAAUCAGACAGAAGACACAGGUCAGGAUGACAAUGAGGAGGAUGAAGAAUAUGCCUGGGACUCGCACGAUGAAGAGAAAAGCCACAAGCAGAAAGGGUAUAAGGGCAAAGGCAAGAAGGGCAAGGGCAAGCAGUGGAACUAUGGCUACUACAGUGGGUCCCAGUUCAACCGAGAGACGAAGCGCAUGGGGCUCUUGGUGAAGCUCGAGGCAUCGGAGCGGGAGUGCAAGAAGCUCAGAAAGGAGAGAAGCGGGGAGGGUUCAGGGAUUCGGUUGGUGAUAGGCUAUGAGCUGAAAGAGAAGGACAAGGAGCUGGCGGAGCAAAAGAAACUGCUGGCAGCACUGAGGGGGCCAUGA
Molecule: messenger RNA, 1689 nt
Organism: Cladocopium goreaui
Lineage: Eukaryota; Dinophyceae; Suessiales; Symbiodiniaceae
Source: the annotation of a GenBank genome assembly